AUGAAGAAGAAAGUACUCCUGAUGGGUGCGUCGGGAAGUGGGAAGACGUCGAUGCGGUCCGUGAUAUUUUCUAAUAACCCCGCAUCGUUGACUUCACGCUUGGGUGCAACCAUCGACGUCGAACAGAAUCAUGUGCGUUUCCUCGGCGACCUCAUCCUCAACCUAUGGGACUGUGGUGGCCAGGACGCGUUCAUGGACUCCUACCUUGCGCUCCAGCAGUCCACUAUUUUUCAACAUGUCGGUGUAUUAAUCUACGUGUUCGAAGUUGAGUUGCGAAAUAUGGCGAAAGAUCUCGAGUACUACCGCAAUUGCUUGGCUGCGCUACAAAGAUACAGCCCUGAUGCAGCUGUGUUUUUGUUGGUACACAAGAUGGAUCUUGCUCGUGACAAGGUAGCGGUGUUGGAACGCAAGACUCAUGAACUCAAGCAGGCAAGCGAUGGGGUAGAGAUCACCGUCUUCGGUACUAGCAUUUAUGACGAGAGCCUGUAUAAGGCAUGGUCCCGGAUAGUGCAUACGCUGAUACCAAAUGCCGUCGUGCUCUCGAAGCAUCUCACAACCCUUGCUCGCGCAUGUAGUGCCACCGAAGUGAUCCUCUUCGAGCGUACCACCUUCCUUGUCAUCGCCACUUCCUCCCUGCCUCCCACGUCCACCUUACCCCUCGCGUCACCGCCAACAAUGUCCCCAGCCUACUCCACACCAUCGUCUUCACAUACCAACGGGUUGACGCCCACCACUUUUUCUCAUGGUUCCGCUGCUCUCGAGCCCACAGACAUCGAUCCGCACAAGCUGCCGGUAACGCGAUACGAGCGGACGUCGGAGCUGAUUAAGGCAUUCAAACAUGCGUGCUCGCGCGUGCGUGAAGAGUUCCACGCGCUCGAAAUGGAGCUCGCGGACUUCACUGCCGUGCUCGACGAGCUGACAAAGAACACCUAUGUCCUGAUUGUCGUGCACGAUCCUACAAUAGAGACAGCGGCAUUGCGAAUGAACAUUCGCCUUGCGAGGAAGAAGUUCGAGGAGCUCCAAGGAGACAGUCUCGUAUCAUAA
Fibroporia radiculosa is the source of this 1044-nucleotide messenger RNA. RefSeq lists its product as uncharacterized. The coding region runs from base 1 to 1044 and encodes 347 amino acids. The transcript is spliced from 5 exons. Gene Ontology annotation, cellular component: Gtr1-Gtr2 GTPase complex; nucleus; fungal-type vacuole membrane. The record is from RefSeq and is a predicted model, not a curated record. Gene Ontology annotation, molecular function: GTPase activity; GTP binding. NCBI's taxonomy places the organism in Eukaryota, Fungi, Basidiomycota, Agaricomycetes, Polyporales, Fibroporiaceae. Gene Ontology annotation, biological process: regulation of autophagy; cellular response to starvation; cellular response to amino acid stimulus.